UCUAUCGGUUUCCGGUUUAUCCGGAAGUGUCCCUUAUUGUCUUUUUCUCAACAUGGCGGUGAAUCUGACUGAGUUAUCUCUGUCUCAGCUGGAGGGAUUGAAGACUCAGCUCGAACAGGAAACAGAGUUCCUGUCCUCAUCCAUAGCCCAGUUGAAAGUGGUCCAAACAAAGUAUGUAGAAGCUAAGGACAGUCUGAAUGUUCUCAAAAAGAGUAAUGAAGGAAAAGAAUUACUUGUUCCUCUUACCAGCUCUAUGUAUGUUCCAGGAACCCUGAAUGAUGUAGAACAUGUAUUGGUAGAUGUGGGAACUGGUUACUUUGUAGAGAAAAAUGUGGAGGACAGUAAAGAAUUCUUUAAGCGUAAAAUUGACUUCCUAACAAAACAGAUUGAGAAGGUUCAGCCUGCUCUUCAGGAAAAACAUGCAAUGAAGCAAGCUGUGGUUGAAGUCAUGAACAUGAAGCUACAGCAGCUGCACAGUCAACAGUCGUCACAGUCCGGAACCACCAAGGCCUAAAAACACUCACACAAACGCACAUACAAACUAGCCUGUAUUCAUGUUCAUGUUCAAUAACAUAUUCAUGUCACAUUGACUUUUCAAAUUGGAUUUCACAGUCAUUUAAAUGGCAAAUAAACUCUGCUUACUGACGCUAUAAUAAAUUAAUACAUUUUUUUUCCUGUGCAUGCUGCCUUAUGCUGACUUUAGAAUUGAGAUACAUUUCCUGAUAUUAGCCUCAGGUGCUGGAGGAACUAUUUAUUACACAUUUGAGGCCUACUUUGGAAUGCCCAGGUCCAGAAGCCGCAUUAAAAGGAAUAAAUUGGUUAUGAACACAAA
Molecule: messenger RNA, 832 nt
Organism: Astyanax mexicanus (Mexican tetra)
Lineage: Eukaryota; Metazoa; Chordata; Actinopteri; Characiformes; Acestrorhamphidae
Gene: pfdn5
Product: prefoldin 5
Exons: 6
Coding region: 53-514 (153 amino acids)
Biological process (GO): protein folding; regulation of DNA-templated transcription
Cellular component (GO): cytoplasm; prefoldin complex
Source: RefSeq, a predicted model, not a curated record